AUGGAGCGGCGCGGCUCUGCCUCCGACUCCUCGGAUUCCGAGGACUCCUCUCUCUCGGACUCGGAGCUCCAAGAGGCCUUCGCUAGGGGCGAGCUGAAGCCGGGGCUCAACGUGGUGCUGGAGGGGCGGCCGAAGCAGUCUAACGACGUGGACGGUUUGAAGCAGUGCCUGGCUGAUUUCAAGCACCAACUAGCAUGGGUGGAAAGGCUGGAUGUGACGUUGGAUCCAAUUCCAAAUGCUGUGGAGUCUGUCUCCCACAGUGAUCCUAACAAAGAUGCCGUUGAUCCUGAGAAUGAUUUCCAGAGAGAGAUGAGUUUUUACCGGCAGGCGCAGGCAGCGGUGCUGGAGGCCCUACCGAGGCUGCGUAAGCUCCAUGUUCCUACCAGAAGGCCAGAUGAUUACUUUGCAGAGAUGGCCAAGUCAGACCAGCAGAUGCAGAAGAUUCGGCAGAAGCUUAAGAGUAAGCAGGAAGCAAUGGAGAAGUCAGAGAAAGCGAAACAGCUCCGUGCAAUGAGAAAAUAUGGCAAGAAGGUACAAACAGAGAUUCUACAGAAGAGGCAAAAGGAGAAAAAAAAGAUGUUAAAUGCAGUCAAGAAGUAUCAGAAAGGUCUCUCUGACAAGCUGGAUUUUCUGGAUGAAGAACAGACUUCAUCUCAGGGGAAUAAGAAAGGCGGUGCCAAUCAACGAAUGAAGAAAGGAGAGGAGAACUGUGGCCUAUUGGAGUACAGACUGAAAUGUGCUAAUUUCUUCCUCUUUGAUCAGAGGGGGAACUUCUAUGAGAAUUGA
Molecule: messenger RNA, 786 nt
Organism: Gallus gallus (chicken)
Lineage: Eukaryota; Metazoa; Chordata; Aves; Galliformes; Phasianidae
Gene: EBNA1BP2
Product: EBNA1 binding protein 2
Exons: 8
Coding region: 1-786 (261 amino acids)
Biological process (GO): ribosomal large subunit biogenesis; rRNA processing
Cellular component (GO): nuclear periphery; preribosome, large subunit precursor; nucleolus
Source: RefSeq, a predicted model, not a curated record